Drosophila pseudoobscura is the source of this 1074-nucleotide messenger RNA. Its product is annotated as putative odorant receptor 65c. Gene Ontology annotation, biological process: sensory perception of smell; detection of chemical stimulus involved in sensory perception of smell. The transcript is spliced from 3 exons. The annotation marks the transcript as partial. Lineage: Eukaryota; Metazoa; Arthropoda; Insecta; Diptera; Drosophilidae. The record is from RefSeq and is a predicted model, not a curated record. Gene Ontology annotation, cellular component: plasma membrane. Gene Ontology annotation, molecular function: odorant binding; olfactory receptor activity.
CUUCUCAAACUUCAUUAUUUUCAGUCGUUUUUUAUCUUUUUCAAGUUUAUAUAUUUCCUGCUGUAUGCCGAUAACGUGGACGAGGUAAUCGAUGGCCUCGAGGAGUGCUACCGUUGGGAGAGAGCGGGCCCGGCUGCUGCAGGAGUGCGAUCGGCAAAACGCUUGCAUUAUCUGAUUAUCAUCGGAAUGCAAAUAAUUUGGGCGGUUUCCAUGGUCGCCUUCGUCCUGCUAUUGGUUACCACGCCCCUCUGGACACAGCAGGACCUUCCGUUACAUGUUUCCUACCCUUUCCACUUACACGAUUCAUCAAAGCACCCCGUGACACACAUCCUCAUAUACAUAUCACAGUCAUGGAGCAUUCUGUAUUUCCUUACGGGGCUCAUCUCUACCGAAGGGCUAUCGAUCACUAUUUAUUCGCAGCUAACGACUGGAUUGACUGUCCUGUGCGUUGAGCUUCGGCAUCUUCACCAGCUCUGCGAUGGAGACGAGGAUCUGCUGCGAUGGGAGAUCAAUCGUCUAGUCAAAUAUCAUCAGAAGAUUAUCAGUCUGGUGGAUCGAAGCAAUGAGGUAUUCCACGGUCCUUUAAUCAUGCAAAUGAUCGUCAACUUCUUGCUGGUCUCCCUGUCGGUCUUCGAGGCAAUGAUGGCCAGGCACGACCCCAAGGUGGCAGGCCAGUUCAUACUUCUAAUGAUCUUGGCCUUGGGUCACCUGUCGAUGUGGACGAAAUUCGGGGACAUGAUGUCGCAGGAGUCGCUGGAAGUGGCCGAAGCUGCAUACGAGGCCUACGACCCAAGUGUUGAGUCCAAAAAAAUCGAUUGGAAUAUUCGCUUUAUAAUUAUGCGUGCCCAGGAGCCAUUGAUCAUGAGAGCUACUCCCUUUCCCACUUUUAAUAUGAUUAACUACAAGGCCAUACUCAACCAGUGCUAUGGAAUCCUCACGCUUCUGCUGAAUACUUUGGACUAGAAUAAUCUUGCCCUUCUGAACCAGCUUAUAAUUCACUUAUGCUCGCAUGUGUAUCACCGAUUCCCACAUUAAACACACCCCUCCCUGGUAAUCUUUGCUCUUAUUUUGGUC